AUGUCUACUACUUCUCCUAUUGCCACUCCUGCUGAGGCUGCUACUUCUACUCCUCCUGUCCAACAGCUCUCAGUUGAACAGCAACAACAAAUUGCUCAAGCUCAAGCUUCUCCUCUUCCUGCUGGCACCACCCCUCCCUCUGCCUCUCUCUAUGUAGGUGAACUCGAUCCUUCAGUCACUGAAGCCAUGUUGUUUGAAAUGUUCAACAUGAUCGGUCCUGUUGCUUCCAUUCGUGUCUGUCGUGAUGCUGUCACUCGUCGUAGCUUGGGUUAUGCCUACGUUAACUUCCAUAACAUUGCUGAUGGUGAACGUGCAUUGGAAAGCUUGAACUACACCUUGAUCAAGGGAAAGCCUUGCCGUAUUAUGUGGUCUCAACGUGACCCUUCUCUCCGUAAGACUGGCUCCGGUAAUGUCUUUAUCAAGAACCUUGAUCCUACCAUCGAUAACAAGGCUCUUCAUGACACUUUCUCGGCCUUUGGUAACAUUUUGUCUUGCAAGAUUGCUUUGGAUGAAAAUGGUAACUCAAAGGGUUAUGGUUUUGUUCACUAUGAAACCGAAGAAGCUGCUGAUAACGCUAUCAAGCAUGUUAACGGUAUGCUCUUGAAUGAUAAGAAAGUUUAUGUUGGUCGUCACAUUCCCAAGAAGGAACGUCAAGCCAAGAUUGAACAAAUCAGAGCCAACUUCACCAACAUCUACGUCAAGAAUUUGGAUGAAAGCGUCACUGAUGAGGAAUUGAGAGAUAUGUUUGGCAAAUACGGUGCCAUCACCUCUGCCCUUAUUCAAGUAGAUGAAGAAGGUAAAUCCAAGGGAUUCGGUUUCGUCAACUUUGAAAAGCACGAAGACGCCCAAAAGGCUGUUGAUGCAUUGAAUGAAACCGAGCACAAUGGAAAGACUCUCUACGUUGCCCGUGCUCAAAAGAAGAACGAACGUGAGGAAGAACUCCGUAGACAAUAUGAACAAGCCAAGCUUGAAAAACUUGCCAAGUAUCAAGGUGUCAACUUGUACAUCAAGAACUUGGAUGAUGAUAUUGAUGACGAAAGACUUCGCCAAGAAUUCUCUGUCUAUGGUGUCAUCACCUCUGCCAAGGUCAUGUGCGACGAAAAGGGUACUUCCAAGGGCUUUGGUUUCGUUUGCUUCUCUUCUCCUGAUGAAGCCACCAAGGCUGUUACCGAGAUGAACGGUCGCAUGAUUGGCUCCAAGCCUAUCUAUGUUGCUCUUGCUCAACGUAAGGAAGUUCGUCGUUCUCAAUUGGAAGCUCAGAUGGCCCAACGCAGUCAAAUGCGUAUGCAACAAGGCAUUCCCAUGCCUGGUGCUCCUGGCUACAUGCCUAGCGCCCCCAUGUUCUAUGCUCCUCCUGGUGGAUUCAUGCCUCAAGGCCAGCGUCCUGUCUUCCCUCCUAACGGCAUGAUGCCUCGUCCUCGCUGGGCUCCUCAACAAGGACAACCCAUUCCUGGUUUCCCUCCCCAAGGCUUUGCUCCCAACAGUAACAACAACAUGCGUCCUCCCCGUCAACCUCGUGCUCCUCGUGGUGGUGCUGCUGGUCAGCGCAAGUACGCUAACCAAUCUCGUCAAGCUCCUGCUGCUGAGGCUGCCGAUACUUCCGCUGCUGCUCCAUUGACCGCUGCCGCCUUGGCUGCUGCUCCCCCUGAAGCCCAAAAGCAAAUGCUUGGUGAACGUCUCUAUCCCCUUAUUAACGCCCAACAACCCGAAUUUGCCGGUAAAAUUACUGGUAUGCUUUUAGAAAUGGAUAACGGUGAAUUGUUGAACCUUCUCGAAGACCACAAGGCUUUAGACAGCAAGAUCAAUGAAGCCAUGGAAGUCCUCAAGGCUCAUUUAUCUGAAUUGCCCAAGGAAGAAGGCAAGGAAGAAGCUACUGCCUAA
Molecule: messenger RNA, 1881 nt
Organism: Rhizopus microsporus ATCC 52813
Lineage: Eukaryota; Fungi; Mucoromycota; Mucoromycetes; Mucorales; Rhizopodaceae
Product: polyadenylate binding protein
Exons: 3
Coding region: 1-1881 (626 amino acids)
Cellular component (GO): ribonucleoprotein complex
Molecular function (GO): RNA binding
Source: RefSeq, a predicted model, not a curated record